Molecule: messenger RNA, 453 nt
Organism: Malus domestica (apple)
Lineage: Eukaryota; Viridiplantae; Streptophyta; Magnoliopsida; Rosales; Rosaceae
Source: RefSeq, a predicted model, not a curated record
AUGUUGCGGAGGUUCAGGUUUGAUCUGCCGAAUCUGCAACACCAACUGGAGUUUGCAGAUCUGAGCAUGCAGAAGGUGGCGAUUAAGGAGAUUGGGACUGGGUGGCUGAACAAGAAGUUGCAGAAGAGUUUAAUGUCGGAGAUUUUCAUACUGAAGAAGAUUAACCACCCAAAUAUUAUGCGGUUGCACAAUAUUAUAGAGGUUCCUGGGAAGAUAAAUCUUGUUUUAGAGUAUUGCAUAGGUAGUGAUCUUUCUAUCUAUAUAGAACGCCAUGGAAAAGUGCCCGAAGCUCUUGCAGAGCACUUCAUGCAGCAGCUAGUCGCUGGUCUGCAAAUGCUUCGUGACAACAAUCUUAUACAUCAAGAUCUCAAGCCACAGAAUCUGUUGUUGUCCACCAAUGACAACAAUUCUGUCUUGAAGAUUGUAGAUCUUGGAUUUACAAGAUCCCUGUAA